AACACAACACCAACUCGUCCAGAGUUGUAAGAUUUGUUUUGACGGUUCGCAGAUUUCAAAAUCCUCCUUGUCUAUCGUGGGUUAUCUAUAUUGAGUGUUGAGAAACUCACAGAUUGUAAUCACUUGGUCCAACUCUCCUCCUCUAUUGUAUCUUUUCUCCUGAGACCUGAAUUGUUGAGAACUUAAAAUUCACCUAAUGAAGCAGAAGACAAGCUUCCAGAAGAAUGUUACUCAGGUAAAUAUUAUGAUUGGGUUGAUUGCAAUGUGUGGUAUGCUGGGCACGGCUAAGAGUGGAAGCUGUUCACACGCAAAAGCUCGUCAACGCCCUCAUCCUCGCCUACACAGAGUCUCCAUUAUUGAAUUUGGGGCUGUUGGUGACGGCGUCACCCUGAAUACCAAUGCCUUUCGGAAUGCCAUCGACCAUAUUGCUGCUGUUAACAAGGGUAUGGGUGGUGGAGCCUUGCUCUACAUCCCAGCUGGCCUGUGGUUGACGGGAAGCUUCACCCUUAUCAGUCAUCUAACGUUAUGGUUUCAUAGAGAUGCUAUCUUACUAGGAUCAACGAACUCAGGUGAUUGGCCUGUCGUAGAUCCUUUACCAUCAUAUGGGCGAGGCCGAGAAUUGCCUGGUAGACGACAUCAGAGUCUUAUUUAUGGACACAACUUGACGGAUGUCAUUAUUACUGGUGAGAAUGGAACAAUUGAGGGUCAGGGAAACAUUUGGUGGGGCUGGUUUCACAACAAGAGCCUCAACUACACUCGGCCUCACUUGAUAGAAUUUAUCAACUCAACUGAAUUAGUCAUCUCAAAUUUGACAUUUCUAAACUCACCCUUUUGGAACAUACACCCUGUAUAUUGCAGCAAGGUGAUUGUCCAAAAUCUUACCAUUCGCGCACCUUAUGAUUCCCCCAAUACAGAUGGAAUUGAUCCAGAUUCUUCGAAUGAUGUUUGCAUUGAAGAUUGUUACAUUAGCACAGGCGAUGAUUUAGUUGCAGUCAAAAGUGGGUGGGAUGAGUACGGCAUUUCCUUUGCUCGUCCAAGCACAAAUAUCAGCAUCUACAGGCUGCGAGGAGAAACUCAAAGCUCAGGGAUAACAAUUGGAAGUGAAAUGUCUGGAGGAGUGUCAGAUAUCUAUGUAGAAGACCUCUUUGUUUUCAAUACCAAAACAGCUAUUACAAUAAGAACGUCUCCAGGACGGGGAGGUUAUGUUAAAAAUGUUUGCAUAUCAAAUAUGUCAAUAAGGAAUAUAACUACAGCUAUAUGGUUUAAUAGUCAGUAUGGUGAACAUCCAGAUAACCAAUACAACCCAAAAGCCUUACCUUUGAUAGAAAAAAUUACAAUUAAAAAUGUUGUGGGAGACAAUAUCAGAGUGGCAGGCCUGCUGGAGGGUAUACAAAGGGCUGAUUUCCUUGACAUCUGCUUGUAUAAUGUUACCCUAAAUGCUAACUCAGCACCUCCAUGGCACUGUUCACAUGUGCAAGGAUAUUCCGACUUGGUUUUUCCACCAUUGUGUGAGCCACUGAGGGAGAUCAUACUUCCAGAGCAUUUCUCAGAUUGCUACCACUUCACACCUAACUACUGAGGAGUGAGGAGAUGGACUGAUUCAAGCAGAGGGCAAAACUCUUCUCAUGUUUAACAAUGUAACAACAAAAGGCUUUUCUUCAAGCACUUGUAUUUAGGUUUUUCCUUCUUUUUCCCUUUAUCUUUGGUUGGAUAACUGUUAUUGAUUGAUCUUGAAUCAUGCAAUUGGGUUUGGAAGACAUUUUAAGAGCUUCUAUGAUGCAA
Beta vulgaris subsp. vulgaris (sugar beet) is the source of this 1782-nucleotide messenger RNA. RefSeq names its product probable polygalacturonase. The record is from RefSeq and is a predicted model, not a curated record. The coding region runs from base 197 to 1579 and encodes 460 amino acids. The transcript is spliced from 6 exons. Lineage: Eukaryota; Viridiplantae; Streptophyta; Magnoliopsida; Caryophyllales; Amaranthaceae. Gene Ontology annotation, biological process: carbohydrate metabolic process. Gene Ontology annotation, molecular function: polygalacturonase activity.